AUGGAUGAGAUAGAAAAAGUCGACAAAGUUGCUACAGAGUACUUGAAAGAAGAAGAACCAAAAAUAUGGGCUCGUUCAUUUCAUACCAACAGAAGGUACAAUUUGCUUACAACUAACAACGUGGAGUCCAUGAAUGCGGUACUGAGAAAAGUAAGGCAACUGCCAAUGCUGGGACUGAUCGAUUAUAUUCAAAAUAGGUUACAAAAUUUGUUUAAUGAAAUAAAAAUGGAAGAACAAGGAAAAUUUCAAGACAUCACACAUUGGUCGGAAGUGGAGGUGACUGACAAGAUUCAAGCCGCCUUGAAAUUGAAAGUAGGGCCCAUUGAUGCAAUAAGAUUUAUUGUAAGAGAAGGAGGAGUUGAAUAUAUUGUAGACCUGAAGAGUAGGACUUGUCAAUGCUUGGUAUUUCAAACAGAUGAGAUACCAUACAUCCAUGCAAUUGCAGCGAUAAACAGUAGAAAUAUGAACAAGUCUAGCUAUUGUUCUCAUUAG
Molecule: messenger RNA, 492 nt
Organism: Capsicum annuum
Lineage: Eukaryota; Viridiplantae; Streptophyta; Magnoliopsida; Solanales; Solanaceae
Exons: 2
Coding region: 1-492 (163 amino acids)
Molecular function (GO): zinc ion binding
Source: RefSeq, a predicted model, not a curated record